UUAUAUCACAUCACAUCGCAUCGCAUCGCAUCGUAUCCCAAGACACCCCUCACUUUCAUCUUCAUCUACAUCCUCAUCUUCAUCCUUUAUCGUAUUGAGGAAUGAGGAAUGAGGAGUUGAUGUAUUUAUUUAUAUAAAUAGGUAUCUAUCUCCUUGCAUGAUUAUAUAACUAUACAGGGUUAAACGCAUUUGUCAAGAUCUUUUAUUUGCUACAUCUGUGUGUUGAGUUUGAGCUGAGUUUGAUAAGGAAGGAGCUGUACAACUUCGGAAUUCUUGUGCUUUUGAGUUACUAAGCUUCUUCAUCAUUCUUGAUUUGUUUACGGAGUCGUUGGCUUUUGUUAGAGAUUGGAGAUUUGCGAUUCUCUUGCAGGCGCAGGUUCUCUAGCUUACGUGCUCUCUGGCUCUCUGACUCGCAGGCUCGCAGGUUACUAGCUCCACUUCGCAUCAACGGCUCAAGCUAGACACUGGACAGACGAUCUUAUCGCACUCGAUGGAAUGAUUCUAUGAUUCUUAUCUGCUGUUGAAUAAUUAUUGAGUCGAAAGCGGUUUUUCCCUUUGCUAUUGCGACUACGACUAUAUAGUAGGGUACGCGCUUCAUUCACUUUCAAUCCCGUUUCGAUUUGCGCAUGAGUGUUCGAGAUUACACAAUUGGAUGGGACGAGAGUUUAUGAGUUAAGAAUUACUUGAACACGGAGCUCUAAAGCUCAAGGACUAUCUUGUCAUCACAAAUGCCACCCUUACAAUUACGCCAAGAAUUCCCUUCUCUAAAAGCCUUUAAAGAAGCCUUGCAUGCUUGGGCUAUCGAAGCACAUUUUGAACCUAGGAUUUUGAAAAGUGAUACUGGGAGAGUUAGGGUUGGGUGUAAGAGGGAUCCGGGAUGUCCGUUUGUGGUGAGAUGUAAUUGGGAGAGGAGAGGUGGGAGGGAACCAUUGGCUAGGGUUACGGUUUUGAGGGAGAGACAUACUUGUUUGGAUGAUUUGGUUAGUGUUGGGCAUCCGGGUGCUGGGGUUAGAGUUGGGGUUAGGGGACAGGUUAAUGGGGGGUUACCAUCGGGGAAUGGAAGUUGGGAUGGAAAUGUGGGAGGUAUGUCGGUAGGGAUAGGACAGAAUGGGAAUGGAGGAUUGGAUGGUGUGGGUAUUGGGAUGUCGACGGGAAUGGUGGUUAUAAAUGGAGAAGGAGAAAGUGGACAUAUUCUACCCGGAGCGAGAGUUAUUGAUCAACUUGAUGGGGGGAGUAAUAGUGGAAUGCCAAUACAAGGACAGGUUUUACCGGUUUUACCCAAAGUUCAAAGGAAUAGUGCGAGUCGAUUACCAUUUUUGAUGGGAAUUUUACCUAAAUUAAUGACGAUUACGAAAGAAACUACACCAGUGGAGAUUAGAGAUUGUUUGAUGAGGGAAUUUGGGGCAGAGGUACAUUUACAACAGUGUAGAAGGGCGAAGACGGAAAUUUUGAAGAAAGGAGGAAGUGGGGAUGAGGGAGGUAAUGGACAAGGAGGGGGAACAGGUAGUGAAGGGACGGUAGGGAAUGGAAGUGGAGGUGGAAGUGGUACAGGAAGUGGAAGUGGUAGUGGAAGCAGCAAUGGAAAUAAUGGUCAAGGUAGUAUACAAGGAAGCAACAACAACACACCACCAACCCAAGUCCUAUUCCCCGAAACAAACAACCACGUAAACGGAACCAACAACCCCGUAAACACAUCCAUGAAUAACGGAACAUCUACCUCUACACCUCAAAACACAAACAGAGUCGAUCCUCCCAUAACCCCAAAUUCAAAUCCAAAUGCAAAUCCAACUCGAACAGGCAGUAGUGCAAGUCCUCAACAACCUUUCAUACUACACACAGCUCAGGGAAUUGUAAUACCGGCUAUAUCGGAAAGAAAUGAUUCAACGUUGAUGCAGACCGAGCAACCAAUUCGUUGUCCGUAUUGUAUUAAUCAGAGGUGGUUGAGGAGUAUUAAGGAUGCCGUUGAGCAUUUGAGUAUGCAUGUUGUUGUUUGAUGGUGGGGUUUGAGGGGUGGAUUGUUUGUGGAUUUGGGGAUGAAGGAUGAAUGGGUGAGUGAUGUCGGUUUGAUUUUUAUAUGGUAUUGGUAUUGGUAUACGGGAAUAUGGAAUAAGGAGGGAAUAUCCAGGGUGGUACCUGACGUUUUGUCGUUGUGAUAUUAAUUAGGGAUUAUAAGA
Molecule: messenger RNA, 2174 nt
Organism: Sclerotinia trifoliorum
Lineage: Eukaryota; Fungi; Ascomycota; Leotiomycetes; Helotiales; Sclerotiniaceae
Source: the annotation of a GenBank genome assembly